AUGUGCCCUCGGAAGGAAAUCACCGAUGCCGACCCCAAGGUGUUUUCCCGAGUCCAGCAUUAUCGCAUGGCCCUGUCCUGGAUCCCCAUUCAAAAGACAAAGUUCAAAGAUGUCCUGACGCGAAUGCACGUACCCUCAGUCUUUAUGGACAUGGUCAAGCGACCUAGAACUGUCUUCAAGAAGCUGAAGAGCUCUGUGCAGGGUCAGCCGUGUGAAGUGUACAUACUCUCCGUGGACUCGAUUUUGACUCAGUACACGGCCAUGAGCGUCACCUACUUUCCCAAUACCCAGCAAGUAUUUGGCCUCUUUCUAGGGUACGGUUCUCCCGACGACGUCACGGAUAUGACGUCCAAGCUCUUCAACAACAGAGGUUUCGUCGAUAAUCCGUUUGUUCUAAUAUCCGCCUUCCUAGAGCUCGAGAGGAAGCAUCGCCUCAAGCAGGUAGACGAUAUGAUUGAUGGGCUAAGAAUCAAGAUUAGCAAAGGCCAACACCUCCAGAAGUCCGAUGAGAGUUCUGAAGAUCAGCCCGAGACCUUUUACGAGCUGUACAACCAGGUCGGCGUGCUCAGAUCCCAACUCAACAUGUGGAAGCUACAGCUCGACAAGCUUCUCAACGCAUGCCCGCAUCUCCCCACAUUCAACACUCUAGGCACCGAGGGCUUUGUGCUCGAACCUGCAGACUACGUCACCGAAGUUCGCGAAAUCUUUGAGGAGAGUGCCAUGAGAUGCGAAAACGUCAUGCAGGCGACCUCCCUUGCCUUUCAAAAGGCUUGCCUCCAAACCCCUCGCAAAAGAUGA
Fusarium vanettenii 77-13-4 is the source of this 798-nucleotide messenger RNA. RefSeq lists its product as uncharacterized. The record is from RefSeq and is a predicted model, not a curated record. The coding region runs from base 1 to 798 and encodes 265 amino acids. The transcript is spliced from 2 exons. Lineage: Eukaryota; Fungi; Ascomycota; Sordariomycetes; Hypocreales; Nectriaceae.